Durusdinium trenchii is the source of this 460-nucleotide messenger RNA. Lineage: Eukaryota; Dinophyceae; Suessiales; Symbiodiniaceae. The record is from the annotation of a GenBank genome assembly.
GAUCUUAAAGUGGGACCCGAUCGGCUGGAACUGGAAAUACAUGGAUGCUGGGCUUUGGUCUUUGGCAGUCCUGGGGACCUAUUUGGUGCUCUUGGUGCUUCCCUUUUCCGUCCAAUACAUGUUCGGUGAACUCACAGGCACACCUCAAAGCUCCAAUCAGGGCUUGCAGUCGGAGGGUGUGGAGAAGGACAAGAAGGAGCCAGGCGAUCCCAGCGAAGACAAGGAUUCCUCAGAACCGGAGCCAGAGAAUGAGGACAAGACAAGCGGACCAGCGACAACGGCGAUUAUGUUUUCAGCAAUCCUACCAGGCCAGGCAUCUUUACCAGGCCAACCAGACCACACGGAAGACAAGUCCGAGGUGCGACGACGUCAUGGCGAGGGACACCAGCGCAACCAAAAGUUCAAUUUGGACGAGAUCAGCAAGAACUUGACCCAAGGACUGAGCAGUGAUCGCAAAUGA